Hemibagrus wyckioides is the source of this 5463-nucleotide messenger RNA. RefSeq lists its product as uncharacterized. The record is from RefSeq and is a predicted model, not a curated record. The transcript is spliced from 6 exons. Lineage: Eukaryota; Metazoa; Chordata; Actinopteri; Siluriformes; Bagridae. Bases 3889 to 4860 code for a protein of 323 amino acids.
ACACCAUACACACUUCACACACACCUUUAACCAAAACCCUGACCUCAGUUCUGACUCAGAACUCGGACUCACCCUGAACCCAACACUAACAACCAGAGAAUCACAGACAUCAUCAGUUGCUCAGUUCUUUGAAGUGUGAAUGAUUUUUCUCAUGAGUCAGUAAUCAGAAAAACACCAUUUCACUCUACUGACCCUACUAAAGUCCAUGAGCUGGAACAGGAGCGGAGCCGAAAUGCUGCAGUUUGCUUCAAUAUCCUUUAUUUCUUCUAGAUCUUUAUAGAAAUACAUCAUUCUCUCUCUCUCUCUCUCUCUCUCCCCAUUUCCAUCCUUGAUAUUAUCGUGUUAUAUGAAGAAUAAAAGAGUGUGUACAUGAUUUAUAAAAAAUAAUCAACCUGUCCUGCGCAUCAGUUACAACACCAAAAAACCAGCAAAAAAAACAAAAACAAAUAUGACAGUAAAAGAGCAGGCAGUGGACACAGAGCCGGAGUGACCGAGCCUCCAGCUGUCAGGGGCCUGGACAUGGACACUGCCCAGGAGGAGAGUUGGGGACAGUCAGGACAAGACCCUGGAGUAGUGAACAGUGUAGAUGAUGCUGCUGAAGCCUGGAGACAGAGAGACAACGCUGCUGAAGAUCUCACUGCAGAUCACGGUCUCGGGGUUUUCCCCUCAGAGGUGAUAUUCCAGCUUGUGGUGUUUGUUUAUCAGCAUUUUUACCCAUCACUCAUAAACCUGCAGAGAUUUCAGUGAUUUCUUCCUGGAGUCUGAGGCUGGAGCUCACACUGAUGUGCUGAAACCGCUUCAGGUCAGUGAACUGGAUUUGGACCAUAGCCAGGCUUCGAGGUUGUAUUAUCACUUUUAACUUGUUGGAAUGCCAGAGCAGCUGUGGUUGUAAGAGGUGUGUUUGGGAGGAGUCCUGUGUGGUUUUGGGUUUAAUUACCUUUCAGAGUUCAGCUUCUGAUUUUAUAAGUUCUACAGACCUUCUGUACCAUUAAUCUACACGACACACAGGUCAGUGCUGUCUGAUGGACAGGAACGAUGCCAUGUUGUCCAGUGAGAUACCUCACUCAUUAUAUCAGAGCACCAGCAUUAAUCUCAUGACCUAAAGCUUUAUAUUUCAUAUUAUAAUUAUGCUCUGAUGUGAAUCUGCAGUGUUCCUGAUCUAAUGAGCUGAAACCGGCGUGAAGCUGCAGUCAGGAGCUUUAAACCCAAUUCAUUCAGUCCCUCUGUGUACCCUAUAGUGCACUCCUUCAAAUAAACUCUACAGUAUUGUAGUGUUUCUGGUGGUAGUUUUAAUCAGAAAAACAGAAACGAUGAGAUGACUGACAGAGGCUAAUGUGAAAAAAAGGGAAAAAAACAGGCUAGAGUCAUAGGAUCAGCAAACAGGACAAACCAGGCUAGAAAAACUCGACCAGGAUCAUUACAGCGGUCACAUGAGACGCCCGCGUCUGUCACAGAGUCUCAUUAAAAGUAUUAUUAUCUGCUCCAAAUUUACAGAGAGAACUCUUUACAACAAAAGCGGUGGACUCUACAGUCCUAACGAUCUGGACGUCAGGAUCAGACGUCAGCGUAGCGAGUGGUCUGUACGGCGCAUGGGCUAGCGUCUCACAGUGAUGGUGGAGUCUAAUCUGCUGAGCAGGAUGCAGUCUGACUCUAAAGAAGUUUGAGGUUUAUGAUCUUCAGUGUGUUUGCUGAUGGACCCACUGUAGAGAGAAAGACAUGUUCAGUGUUAGCAGAGAAAAUCCGGUGUGAAUUCUGCACAGAUUUCCUUCAUUUCAGCAAAAGAUCAGUUUAAUUCAAUUAAUCAGUUUAAUAAAUAUUAUCUAAGUGCACACAGACUUUCUGUUUCCUGGAAUCAUCCAGUUUACUUUCAGUGUCUGGUGUAAAUUAUCAGUAGAUAAUAAUAUGAUGAGGCUUGAAGGGAAUUUGAUAUGAAACCCCUUAAUUUUUUUACCUUUACAGUGCUGAUGGUGUUGUCUGACAUACCUGCGUCUGUCUGGGUCUCGGUACAGAACGUGUUUAAUGCUCGGAAUUUUCACGACUCUGUUGGUCAUUCAUGGAAACACUAAGUGACCACAGUUGAAACCAGAAGGGUUUUUUGUUUUGGACCAUCUACAGUCUCAGUUUCUCGUUUUAACUAGAGAUUUGUGAGGAUCUUAAAAAUAAAAAACGACUAUACAGACCAGGAAGUUAUUCUGUGUGUGUGUGUGUGUGUGUGUGUGUGUGUGUGGCAGCACUGGUGCCAGGUUGCCCUGCACAUUCCCAUUACAGAAUGUUUUCCUUCUUUACCACAAUGAGCAUCAUAUCUCAGCUUCAUAUCAGGUUUACUUGUGAAAGUAUCAACUUCCUGCUUGGGUGAAUGUUUGUUGCACUCCAUUUCAUCUCUGCUACAUACCUCUCUUAUUCAUAUCUGGUGUUUGAGAUAUUAUCUGUUCUUUCCUAUUCAGUUACAUUCCUAUUAGGAAUUAUAGUUCUGUAUGUCUAAGUUUGUUUAGAGAAAUUAGGGACAUUUGUUGGUUUUUAGUAAAUCUAGAGUGAUCUGGACAAACCCUGCUUCAUCCCUGAGCAGCUCAAAACUUGUACUUUAUAUAAAUCUUAGUGUCAUGUCAAUCUUACACAGGUCAUGUUUUCAUCUGGAUUUCGUUGUUAAAAUUGUGUGACUUGUUUACUUUGAGUCCGGGUUUGAUUGCUCUGACGCUUCAGGUUUAAAGCCAAAGUGAAGAUGAGAAAGAGAUGUAUAGGUUUUUGUUGAACACUCUGCCCUACACUAGUGAAGUAAAUAACACUUUAUCGUUAUUAUGAUGAACACUAUGUCAGUUUGCUUUUCAUUGUUAAAUUCCUAAAAUAAAGCAAACAUGCAGCAAACAAAACAAUUAUUCUGACAAAAAUAAUUAUUUUUAUAUGAGAUGCAAAAUUCUGAAUGACUAAACUGGAGAUUUGUCUGAUUUGUCAGAAAACAUCCCCACAGCUUUGGUUACUAGGACUGUUGUUUUGAACAGCGUCUUAGGUUUGGUGUAAUUGAUACAGAAACACACAAGGAUUAGCUACUUCUUCAUCCACUUUCCAGUAAAUGCUGGCGGUCAUUUGAAACUCUUCUGAAAGACAUCAUUGGGUAGGUCACUACCAGAGCAGGGUCAGGUUCUACACACUGACUGUCUACAGAUGAAUGAGUUUCAGCACAUAAGGAAACAGCACUAACCAGUCCAGGAACACACAAUCAUUACAACUAUAGCAGCUGCUGCUCUCAUGCUAGUCAAUGGUCUUCUUUCUGUUUCUCCUUUUCUUAAAGCUCUUCAGAUAAAGUGUCACAGAUAUUAAGCAGCUUCUGUGGGACAAAUUCAUGCUUUCAGUGGUUUAACAUUCAAAGCAAAUAAGGUGGAAAACUAGUUAAACAUCAUAUAUGCAUUAGCUUACUAUUAUUAAUGUAUACAAUACUAUUUCUUAUCUUCCGUACGAUAAAAUUCAUCUAAAAAUCUGAUUCAACCUUUUUUUAUUUUUGUUUAGAGAAAGGUGACGCCAGUGUGACGUAAAAGUCUGAACAAAAGAUCCUCUGAGAUGAUUAAACUUUACUUGAUGAUAAUUACUUUUUGGAUUUUAUUUUCACAUUUCCCUCAUCUUACUGUGAGUAAUUACACCAACAUGUAGGAAACAUCAUCGUGUUAGAAAUGUGGUUUUUCAGGUUGUCAGGGAAAUAACAAGCACCUCAGCUGUGAUUGGCUCCCAGGCCCUUUUGACAUCAUGGGUUUGGCACAAGUACUGUAUGGUACAUAGAUCGUUAUUCUGGUUAAAUAUCCCAUUUACCUGCUCUACAUUUUACACUUUGUCACUGCCACUGGGCAGAGAACGCUCCACAUCUGCUACCUGAAGACACCUGAGAUUAUAAACAACACAAUGGAUUGGCGAGUUUUACUGACUAUUUUGUGUCUGACAGUGCUAAUCAGCCCACCAGCCAUGACUUUAGACACAAACACAACAGCAAGCAGCAGUUCAGCGAACACAAUUUCAAGCCCAUCCCCAGACCCAAGCACUCCUACGGCAUUCAUACCUUCAAGCCCCUCAAGCCCAAGCACUCCAACAACAGCCCUACCUUCAAGCCCAUCCCCAGGCCCAAGCACUCCUACGGCAUUCAUACCUUCAAGCCCCUCAAGCCCAAGCACUCCAACAACAGCCCUACCUUCAAGCCCAUCCCCAGGCCCAAGCACUCCUACGGCAUUCAUACCUUCAAGCCCCUCAAGCCCAAGCACUCCAACAACAGCCCUACCUUCAAGCACAUCCCCAGGUUCAAGUACUCCAACAUCAGCCAUAACUUUAAGCACAACCACAGGUUCAAGUACUUCUACAUCUGCCAUACCUUCAAGCACAGGUUCAAGCACUACUUCAGCAGCCACAGCUGUGAAAACAAGUACAGAUGCAACCACUACUUCAACGACCAUAACUUCAACCACUGUAUCACCAGCUGCAGUUUUCCUCUUGAUCUUCAGCGUCAAUGAAAGCUUUGUUCCAGCCCUGGCUAACCCAAACUCUCAACAGUUUAAAGAUAAAGCUAACAAUAUCAGUUCUGAGGUUGGACCUUUGUACAAGAAAACAAUUUCAACAUUCCUUUUCAUGAAAAUUAAUGGAUUUAGGAGUGGUUCUAUUGUGACAAAUAGCUCAGUGUUAUUCAGUUCAGGUAACGUUACUUCGGCCCAAGUGAAAGAGAGCUUUGUCAGCGGACUCAGCAACUUGACCUUUAAAGUUGACCCAAGCUCGGUCAGUGUCACCCAGACUGUUGGUAAUUCAACACCACCAGUGAUUGCCAGCUCAGUCUUCAUGAUUUGCAUGUCUCUUCUAUCACUUCUACUUUCUUUCGCAUUGCACUUCUAGCUCUAGACCUGGUCAGAAAACAUACACAAUAAUAAUAAUUAUUAAUUAAUAAUUAAAAAUAAAAUAAUAAUUAAUAGAGUGUAUUUAUAUUUAUCAAUCUGACAUGUUCUACUGAAGUAAAGAAACACAUACUGUUUUUUAUUUUCAGCAAAAACAGUAACAAGCUUUCUUUUUACAGAUUAAUAUUUCAUUUAAAAAACAAAGGGAAUAUGGGCAUUUUAUUCUAAUGAGCAAUAUCUUGUUUCAUUAGAAAUACUGAGACUUUGAAUUGUUGAAACUGGGGAUUUAAUGUGGUGACUUACCUAAACAGUCCUGAUGAUUGCUGUCUUUCAUUUAUUAAAUCUAAAUAUGAUCCUUCUUGAAUCAGCUAGUUUCUUACAUGAACCCUUCUGUAUAACUUCUGUAAAUCAGUGUGCAAUGCAACUAUAAACCUUUUAUGAAAUAAACUCUCAUUUAUCGAACAUUCAUCCUCCCAUCAGUCUUGAGAAGUUCCACAGUCCCUGCUGAUGAAAAGCAGAGUAAAACAGUUUAAUGAAAAUGAAAACCAAGGCAGAAUAAUUCAAAUCGUCAGACAGAGUCAGGGUCAGUAAAACAGGCAAAGAU